UGAUCAGUUGCAGACUUGCUUCCUUUCCUACUGGAGGCGACUCUGAAGAAGAAAGCACGCUAUCCGUUUUUCGCUCUGCUAUUGAAGUUGUAGGGUUUGAACUACUGAAGCUAAUGGAUCCUCGUACAGUGUCGCCCAAUGUGUCAACUUCCCAGACGAUAUCACCAGAUGGAUUGAGAUAUAAAAAAUGUGAUCCUCACAAGGAAGAAAACAAGUUGUCAGCCUUGGUUCAUGUAGGAGACGAAAAUCCAUUUGAUUUUUUUCGUGUAUUUUAUGAGAGUGUCAUAGCUGGAGCUACUGCUGGUGUUGUUGUAGAAGCAGCUUUAUACCCAAUCGAUACGAUAAAAACUCGACUCCAGGCAGCCCAUGGUGGAGGAAAAGUUAUUUUGAAAGGUCUUUAUUCUGGAUUGGGUGGAAACCUUGCUGGUGUUUUGCCGGCUUCUGCUAUAUUUCUUGGUGUAUAUGAACCUGCAAAGCAGAAAUUGUUAAAGGCCUUCCCUGAAAACAUGAGUGCUUUUUCUCAUUUGACUGCAGGUGCUUUAGGAGGUGCUGCUUCUUCCCUUGUUCGAGUGCCAACAGAGGUUGUUAAGCAAAGGAUGCAAACUGGGCAAUUUGCUUCUGCCCCUGCUGCUGUACGCCUUAUUGUUGCUAAAGAGGGUUUUAAAGGUCUAUAUGCGGGAUAUGGAUCCUUCUUAUUGAGAGAUUUGCCCUUUGAUGCCAUCCAAUUUUGCAUCUACGAGCAACUACGAAUAGGAUAUAAGCUGGCAGCACGAAGAGACCUGAAUGAUCCUGAGAAUGCCAUGCUUGGUGCUUUUGCUGGUGCCAUAACUGGAGCUGUAACAACUCCUCUUGAUGUGAUAAAAACUCGAUUAAUGGUCCAGGGAUCAGCAAAGCAGUACAAAGGGAUUUUUGACUGUGUAAGGACUGUAGUGAAAGAAGAAGGAACCCAUGCUCUUUUGAAGGGUAUUGGACCAAGGGUGCUGUGGAUAGGUCUUGGUGGUUCAAUUUUCUUUGGUGUUCUUGAAAAGACAAAGCAAAUGUUCGCCGAAAGGCGCCCAGAAAAUCGGAAGUCAUUUUCUCUCAAGCAAAAUUAACUUUUACUGAUAGAUUUUACUUUCUUUUUGCUCAGAUUAUUGAUAUCUGGUUAGAUUUCUUUUAGUUUUGAUCUGUGACAUCAUACUUUAUAGUAUGUUUUAGUUAAUCUUCUUCAAGUGCUAUUCAGUAGCUCUUGUUUUCUGUUUAUGGGUUAUUCAUAGCACAUCAGCUUGAGGGAGAGCAAGCCUUUUGCA
This is a messenger RNA of Theobroma umbraticum, 1289 nucleotides long. Its product is annotated as S-adenosylmethionine carrier 1, chloroplastic/mitochondrial-like. The record is from RefSeq and is a predicted model, not a curated record. Gene Ontology annotation, biological process: transmembrane transport. NCBI's taxonomy places the organism in Eukaryota, Viridiplantae, Streptophyta, Magnoliopsida, Malvales, Malvaceae.